Molecule: messenger RNA, 1011 nt
Organism: Wallemia ichthyophaga EXF-994
Lineage: Eukaryota; Fungi; Basidiomycota; Wallemiomycetes; Wallemiales; Wallemiaceae
Exons: 4
Coding region: 1-1011 (336 amino acids)
Biological process (GO): transport
Molecular function (GO): transmembrane transporter activity
Source: RefSeq, a predicted model, not a curated record
AUGGGAAUUGAUGGUGAAAAUGAUUUUGUUUUUAAUAAUAGGACGGUGAUUUGCGCGACUUCUGCGAGUCUGAUUUCAACGCUGGCUGGAUAUCCACUAGACAGCAUUAAGAGUCGCUUGCAAACUGACAGAUCUAUCAAGUCCAUUUCCAGUUGCGCACAUAAGGUUUGGAGCCAGGAAGGCUUCCGUGGCUUUUUCCGCGGUGUUUGGAUCCCGCUAUGGUCCAUUUCCGCCGUCAGAGCCACUUCAUUCUCCAUUUACACCAAAUCAAGGGACUUGUUGGCUAAGAACACGUCCGUUAAACCUAUAGACCUCCCCUUUACUGCUCUCUCUGGCCUUUUAUCAGGUCUUCCCGCUGGUUUCAUUAUUUCCUUAGCAUCCGCGCCGUUUGAACUGAUCAAAAUCAAUCGCCAACUCGAAUUUCAAAUCGCUUCCAGUCGAGGUUUGGUUUAUAGAGACCUCGGCACUAUCGGAUCUGGUAGGGAUAUAAUAAAGAAGCAUCGUGGCGCUAUCACUGGUCUCUACACCGGAUUAAGGUUGCAUAUGAUGCGCGAUAGCUUCGGCACUGGUCUCUACUUUUCCAUCUACGACAGCUUGAAAUGGCUUACACGUAGUAAUCCAAACCACAACCUCAACAAAUUGCCUCCACAAGUCGCUGCAUUCUUGGGCGGUGCUACAGCGGGCAUAUCGAGCUGGCUGCUCGUUUAUCCCGUUGACGUGGUUAAAAUUGUAGUGCAGCAGCGAAUGCUGUCUGAACUGCCACCUAAGUCGCCAAAAGAGAUUCUCGUACAUCUUGUCAGAGGAUCUAAUCCGGAUCUACCACCCAGACCGCUGCUUAUUGGAAUAGGUAAGCUGUAUAGAGGAUUGGGAGUGAGUGCGUCGAGGUCAACACUCGCGCAUGGACUCAUGUGGGCUUUGUAUGAGUCUAUGAUGGGUAGGAUUGAAGAGGAGCACGCAAGUGCACUUGAUAGAGACAUGAAAAUAGCCAAAAACACCAGUAGAUUGGUUUGA